GGCUAUUGAACCAUGCCCCAGCCCGGGCCCCAGGACAGCUGAGUCCACUGAGAGGAGACCGUCGUUUUGGGAAGUAGGGGCCUCGUUUGAAAAAAAACAAAAAAAAAAACCCCAAAAAAACAUCCUUUACAUCCUGCGAUUUUUUCAACAGCAGGACAAGUGAAGUGGAGGAGGAGCAGCUCUGACGACCGGGACGAAGAGACAGAGAGAUGAGUCCUAAACACUGCAGCUCGAUGAAGACACGACACAACACACACGUGAAACUAUAACUGAAGGAAACACACCCCCACUACUGGUAACACACGUGAAAGACAAAAAAGGGAGGCCUGGGGGGACUUGGCGGGAGCACCAGCAGCUGUCCAUCUAUCCAUCCAACCAGCCAGCAGCGAUGCCGGGGCUGAUGUGGAGCCUGUGUGCCCUGCUGUGCCUCUCCCUCUGGGAGGAAAGUUACUGCAGGAGCUCCAGGGAAGCCCGGAGGACCAGAGAGCCGUCUCUCAUCAGGAGUAAAAGAGCCCCCAUCGACCCCGAUGCCAAAAAGUGUUCCUACACCUUCCUCGUACCCGAGCAGAGAAUCACAGGUCCAAUCUGUGCCAGCACCACAGGCCCGGAGCCAGACAAGGACAGAGUGACCCGUAUAGACAUCGCAGAUGUGCGGGAGGUGCUCAACAAACAGCGGCGUGAGAUUGAGACGCUGCAUCUGGUGGUGGACGUGGAUGGUAACUUGGUGAAUGAGAUGAAGCUGCUGCGGAAAGAGAGCAGGAACAUGAACUCCAGGGUGACCCAACUCUACAUGCAGCUGCUGCAUGAGAUCAUCAGGAAAAGAGACAACUCUCUGGAGCUGGCCCAGCUGGAGAACCGCGUCCUCAACGUGACCUCCGAGAUGAUGCGACUGGCUUCAAGGUACAAGGAGCUGGAGUCCAGGUUUGCCUUAAUGGCCGGCGUGGUCAACAACCAGUCCAUUCUCAUCUCUGCACUGGAGGAGCAGUGUCUGAGGACACUGGGACGCGGCGAGCUGCCCGUAGUUCCCCCGCUGGUACAGGUGGUACCGCAGAAUCUACCCGUUAACAAUCGUUUCACCAAUGAGAUACAGAGGGACAAUAACAACCGGGCCUUUGCCAGAGGAUCACGCAUGGAUACCGCCACUGCAAGCCCAUUUGGGAUCAACCCUCCACCACCACAGGGAACACUUACCUCCGAUGGUCCCUUCAAAGACUGUUACCAGGUGCGACAGGCCGGCCACACCACCAGCGGGAUGUACCUGCUUCAGACCGAGGGCAGCGAUCGGUUGAUCCAAGCCUGGUGUGAACACGGCCUCGACAAUGGAGGAUGGACCGUGUUGCAAAGGAGGAGGGACGGCUCGGUUAACUUCUUUAGGAACUGGGAGAACUACAAGAGAGGCUUUGGGAACAUAGACGGGGAACACUGGCUCGGGCUGGACAACAUUCACAACCUGGGCAAACAGGGCGACUAUAAGCUGAUGAUAGAGCUGGAGGACUGGACGGGGAAGAAGGUGUACGCCGAGUACAGCAGCUUCCGCCUGGAGUCGGAGAGCGAGGGCUACCGGCUGAGGCUCGGCACCUACCAGGGAAACGCCGGGGACUCCUUCAGCAGCCACAACGGCAAACAGUUCACCACGCUGGACCGGGACAAGGACACAUUUUCUGGUAACUGCGCCCACUUCCAUAAGGGCGGCUGGUGGUACAACGCGUGCGGCCAGACCAACCUGAACGGCGUGUGGUACAGCGGAGGAGUUUACCGCAGCAAAUUCCAAGAUGGCAUCUUCUGGGCGGAGUACGGAGGAGGUUUCUACUCCCUCAAGUCGGCCCGCCUCAUGAUCCGACCGAUCGACUGAAAUGUCGGACCGUGACUCCCGUCAAAUGCACCUCGGUUUCCCUCCUUAUCUUUAUCUACCCAUAAAACCAAAGACUGUAAAAGGCAGAACCAGGAACCCCCCCCCCCCCCCUCAUCGUACAACAGUGCCUUGUAAAAAAUAACAAAAGGAGGAAGAGACGGUGGCAGGUGAUAAAGGCCGGACAAUAACGACUCCAGCAGUCUUCACAGUGACUAACCCCCAAGUUGACUUUGAGAUGAACACAGAUGCCAUUGACCUCCGUCAGUAAGAGCUCUCCUCUACCUGUCCGUCUGGAAAGUAACGGUCCAACGAGCUCCCUGGGACCAUCAAGUAUUACUCCCAUGUGUCCUAUUCUACUCACUCUUGUAUGUAAUUAAAAAAGGGAAAUGGUCAUUUACUAAAGACAUGCGAUAUCUUCAGAGCAGCUAAUGUUGACUUUUUGAAAGUAGUGUCGCCCGUAACCAAAGGGUAUUUGAUGGAUGUCACUGGGAUGUUUAACCAUAGCAUUAAAAAAAGGUCAAGUUGUGUUGCCGGUUUGAAGUCCCAGGACAGGACUUGCCAAAUCUACUGUCGACUCGUUUCUGGGUUUUGUCAGGACUUUGGGGCGAUUCCUCCGAACCCCCAGCAGAAAACGAACUUCUGCAACAACGUGCUUGUCCGAUGUGCAAAUGGCUGAGCUGGCUUUGGUGUGUAAAUAUCUUUGGCUUCGUUUGUAAAAGGUAAUUUAAGAGGUGUGAUUCUACUCAGGCCAAAUGUACACAAUGUUGUCACCCUGCCAUUCUUUGUUAUUUAUCAGUGUAUUUAUAGUAAAUAUAGUCAUGGCCAUUUUAUAUCUAGCCCUGUAACAAAACAAUUCGUUAUAUGUUUUUAUUCCCCCCACAUGUAGAGAUACAGUAAUGACACUUGAACAGAGACACAUACAAACACACACACACACAUCCAGACUGGAUGUUGAGAAUAUAAGACAUGCACUGCCCGUUUUCAUCGAAUUAAAUUCUUUUGUAAACA
Messenger RNA from Anoplopoma fimbria (sablefish), 2860 nucleotides. RefSeq names its product angiopoietin-like 1a (gene angptl1a). NCBI's taxonomy places the organism in Eukaryota, Metazoa, Chordata, Actinopteri, Perciformes, Anoplopomatidae. Bases 389 to 1852 code for a protein of 487 amino acids. The transcript is spliced from 6 exons. The record is from RefSeq and is a predicted model, not a curated record. Gene Ontology annotation, biological process: cell surface receptor protein tyrosine kinase signaling pathway.